GGGCUUGGCGAAAAAUUACAAAAAAGCAGGCUGCCUGCAUCGGCUCGGCUUCACUCCGACACCGACGUUCGCGGCGAGAGGUACGAGGUACAGCUCAGUGUGUAGUGUGACCAUGGUGCGCCGCGUCAGUGCAAUGCUCCUUCUGGUGUGCUUCGCGGCCCUCGCGGCCGCCUCCCCGGUGGCCGUGCCGGAGGCUUCUCCGGUGGCGGUGGCGUCGCCGGUCGCCGCCCCCGUGCCCGUGGCCGACCCUCUGCCCGUGGCCGACCCCCAGCCCGUGGCCGACCCCCAGCCCAUCGCCAACCCCGAGCCCCUGCCCAUCAUCGCCGCCGCCGCGCCCGCCGUGCCCGUGGAGGCCGUCAAGCAGGAGCUGGAGGAGGUGGCUAAGGUGCAGGAGGUGCCGGAAGCCGUCAAGCCCCAGGCCCGCUCCCUGCUGGACGACGAGAUCUACAACAACAACGACGUCACUAAGGCUGGAGGCAGGCAGCCCGUGGCCGACACCACCACCGGCGAGGAGGCUCUGCUGAGGAAGCUCAACACCCGCUGCGCGCAGAAGGACGCCUCGUCCUGCGUGCUGCUAAAGAUGGUCACCUACUUCAACCGCCUGCUCAAGAAGUCCUCCAUCGCCAUCGGUGAGACCGUCGAGAUCGAACGCACUUCCGCCGUGACCGUCUCCGCCUCGGAGGAGGAGUCCAGCCGCGCGCUGGAGGGCGACAGUGACGAGGACAAGCUCACCUCCCUCAUGACCGACAAGCUCUUCAACUUCGUGCGCUCCCGCUCCAUGAGGCUCAAGCUCCUCCCCGGCGCUGACCUGCUCGUCACCCCCAACUCCGACAAGACCGGUGCCCUCAACCUGGGCAUGAGCCUGCAGACCUCCAAGGACGAGGGCCGAGGCAACAAGGCCCAGAAGGCCAUCGUCCCCGCCCUGAUCGCCGCCGGCGCCGUCAAGCUGGGCAUGCUCGGCAUCCUGGCCAUGAAGGGUCUGGUCCUGCUGGUGGGCAAGGCCCUCAUCCUCAGCAAGAUCGCCUUCCUGGUGGCCGUCGUCAUCGGCCUCAAGAAGCUCUUCUCGCAGCAGAAGCACGUGACCUACGAGGUGGUGGCCCAGCCCCACCACGGCCACUCCAGCGGCCACCACGACAGCGGCCACGACUCGUACUCGUCCGGCUGGGGCCGCGCGGCGCGCGCCCUGGGCGACCUGCCGCCGCCCCACGGCGACCCGCAGCAGCUGGCGUACCGCGCCCACCACUGAUCCACCGCCCAGCCAGCAGGAGUGGCGCCACUGUAGCGCCGCUGCUUCGCUGUCCGGGACUACACUCGUCAUCGCGGCGCUGUGCCGGCUCGUCGCGCAGACCCAGUCGCACGGCCGCCGCCCAGUCCACGCCCCGCCGCCCCCGGGCAAGCCCUCGGGCCUCCCGGGACGGCGGGCACCUAUUUAUUUUAACUUAUUUAAAAACGCUAUUAAUUUAUUCGGAUGAGAACGGACGCCGCCUAAGUCCGUCGAGAAAGGCGCCGUCCGUGUAGCAUGUAGUACUGAGUAAAAGUACAAACCUGAAUGAGAAGUACUGCACAGGUUUCACUGUGCCAAAUUAAGUUAUUUUGUUUGUCUCUCUCCCGCUGUGUGGAGUGGCCCUUUACUGAGAGGACGACUACCGCUGACCUGAGCUGUUUACCGACUUCUUGUGGACGAGGACCGGACAACCAAUACUGUGAUAAACCCAAACGUUGAUGACAAUACGACGACGUUACUUUACGAAGAUACACACUGUACUCGACGUCCCACGGUACUGUGCAGUGUUAGUGCCAAUCUUGUAAAUAAAACCUCAACACGACGCAAAGACGCAUCCUGCAACACUGUUCAGAAACGACACUGUGCCUUGUAAAUAAACCGAUCUUUUUGUGAGACAGUGA
Thrips palmi is the source of this 1905-nucleotide messenger RNA. RefSeq lists its product as uncharacterized. Bases 113 to 1246 code for a protein of 377 amino acids. The transcript is spliced from 3 exons. The record is from RefSeq and is a predicted model, not a curated record. NCBI's taxonomy places the organism in Eukaryota, Metazoa, Arthropoda, Insecta, Thysanoptera, Thripidae.